Messenger RNA from Sclerotinia trifoliorum, 3533 nucleotides. Lineage: Eukaryota; Fungi; Ascomycota; Leotiomycetes; Helotiales; Sclerotiniaceae. The record is from the annotation of a GenBank genome assembly.
AUAGGUCUUGGAGAGAAUUAAUUCAUAGUAACGGCAAUGGAGAUAUACGGUUUACUUUCGCAUAGGUACAAUUAGUUGCCAAUCUCAAUUCAAGAUAUUUUCGGCUUCUUCGUGCUCAUAAUUUUCAAAUCCAGAUGUGAUAAUUAUGUCUUCGCAAGCUAGAGUUUCUUCACAACCUGAGCGGAGGUCGAACAAUGAUAAUGGUAGUGGCAGCUCCAGAUCCCGCCCACCUUCUGCACUGGCUGGCACAAGAACUGAGAGACCAGAUGCACGCCGGCGUCCUUCACCAACACCGGCAGCUGCAGAAUCAAAUCACCGAAGAGCACAAUCGAGCUCGCAGAGGAAUAAUAGAGGGGUAGUUGAAGACAGAAGGACUGAACGGGUUCAUGUCGGAACUCGGGACACAGUGACGUCGAGAACAAGAAGUCCUGAUCGUCGUGCACCUACAGAGCGUUCUAGGACUAGCGAUACUUCUAGAUCUCGCGGGGAGGAGCUUCCACCCAGAACGUCGAAAGUCGAAACCCCACCUGGUAAGAUCCUUUCUAGGGAAAAUGCACAAAAUUAUUCUAAACAUCGCGGUUCUAGUAUUGUCAUGGGAUCCUCAGGUGUCUUUGGUGCCCCAUACGACCGCGCCGUUAGCAUCUAGAAUUUCUAUUCCACCACUUGCUUCUCAAGCUCCCCAAGCCCUACAGCCGCAGCCCCUCCACGAAUUGUCUUUGGAGGCACAAGAAGCAGCUAUAUUGGAGGACCUUCUAUUUGUUUUCAUGGGAUAUGAGGGACAAUAUAUUAGGUUCGGGAAGAAUUAUGACCCCCUCGUUGAAAAGGAUCGUCUCGCUGGGCCCAGCUUUAAGAUAUUACCUGGCUUGGAUCCUAGUUUACAGGACCUCACCACGACUAUGCUUAAAAUGGCUACAAAUUACGGAGCAACUGAGGCUUUCGUUGAAGUGCAGAGCCGGGAAGAGUUUGGGGCUGUGAACCAUGCAUUGUGCGCUGCCAUGAGGAAACUUCUACAUGAUUACCUCAUUUUGAUCGCUCAGCUCGAAACCCAAUUUCUCACUAAUCCAUCUUUUACUUUACAUGUACUGAACCUCCAUACUCUCCCUACGAGUCACAUGAUGCUUCAACUAUCUUCACUUGCCCAUGAAAUAUUGAAGAGAAAUUCCAUGCUUGAGGAAGAUGAGGAAGAUGGGGAUGGAAUGGAUGAUUUCGAAAAUAUUCUAGAAAGUCUCCGGGAAGGUGGAGACCUUGGGCUUGGAAAUAUUCCAGGUAAAAAGAUCUGCAAAGGUGGAAGUGUACUAGGUCUCAUCACCAAACGAUUGGAGACAAUGUCUGGUGAUCCAGCUGCUAGGUCUCUCCUAACCUCAUUGUUACGAGAUGCUAGCCGCCCUUAUAUGGUGAUGCUGAAUGAGUGGUUACAUCAUGGAAGCAUCAAAGAUCCUCAUGCAGAGUUCCUUGUGAGAGAACAGAAAAGUAUCAAGAGAGAAAGGCUGGAGGAGGAUUAUACCGAUGAGUAUUGGGAAAGACGAUACACGAUCAGGGAUACUGAUGUACCUCCUCAAUUGGAAGGUGUCAAAGAUAAAGUCCUCUUGGCGGGCAAGUAUCUGAACGUCGUACGUGAAUGUGGAGGUGUUGAUGUAAGCAAAGAGGUGAAAGAUGUCCCUCGAUCAUUUGAUGACAAUCGAUUCUUGGAAAACGUCAAUAGUGCCUACGCGCAUGCCAACGAGUCUUUGCUUAAGUUAUUACUGACUGCCCAUGCUUUACCUGCACGAUUGAGGUCCCUGAAGCACUAUUUCUUCUUAGACCGCUCGGACUUCUUCUCUUAUUUCCUGGAGCUCGGCAAUUCCGAGUUGCGAAAACCUGUCAAGGCUGUUAACACGAGCAAGCUUCAGUCUUUACUCGAUCUUGUUCUUCGACAACCUGGAAGUGUCGCAGCGCAAGAUCCCUUCAAGGAAGACAUCAAAGUUGAGAUGAAUGAUAUCAGCUUGACAAAUAUGUUGACUAGGGUAGUCAAUAUAUCCGGUAUUGAACAGGGAGAGUCACUACAAACUCCUGCUCAACCAGUCACGGAGAACGACAAGGCUGCUGUGGGCUUUACCUCCCUUCAAUUAGAUUAUUCCGUCCCCUUCCCAGUGUCUUUAGUCAUUAGUAGGAAGACAGUCUGGAGAUAUCAAGCACUCUUUCGGUAUCUGCUAUCCUUGCGCUAUCUUGAGCAACAGCUUGUUUCCUGUUGGCAAACGCAUAACCGAGCCGCUACUUGGUCUCACAAAAGCUCAAAUCGGAACCUUGAGUUGUGGAAGCGAAGAGUAUUUACAUUGCGAGCACGUAUGUUGGUAUUUGUACAACAACUUCUUUACUUUUGCACAUCCGAAGUCAUUGAACCAAACUGGCAGGGAUUGAUGGCUAGGCUCAACGCGAAGGAAGACGAUAAAAUUGGGAAAACACCAGCUGUGAGAACUGUCGACGAACUGAUGCAAGAUCACGUUGACUUCCUUGAUACUUGUAUGAAGGAGUGCAUGCUUACGAAUAGCAGACUUCUGAGGGUAUGUUUAUUAUGAUUCUCAAGUUAAGCUCUGCUAAUCACUUUGACAGAUCCACUCUAAAUUGAUGUCAACCUGCACUAUGUUCGCAACGUUCACUUCCUGGCUCUCGAGAGAAUUGGAGAAGAUCGACACGGAUUUACUAGGUACAGAAAGGCCCAGUACCAUGAACGCACAACAAUGGACUCGCUACCAGCGUGAUCGAAGCGCUAGAAACGGCGAAUCAAACAAUGUGAACCAACCCCCGGAAGGGGGCUUUGAUGAAACCCGACUCGAAAAGAUGUAUGAGAUCAUCAAAAAAUACGAGUUCAACUUUAGCAAGCAUUUGCAGAUUUUGCUAGAUGCUCUCAACCACUAUGCUGCUACAGAAACAGUAGUAUUAUUGGGGUUGUGUGCAAGGUUGAGCACUGCCAAUCAAGGCACUCAGUUUAAUGGCUUACGGACUGAUGAGGAUGGUGCGGGACAACAUUGAUGUUUUCAUUUGGUUGGCAUCGUCGUCCGUUUAGAAUUUGGUAUGGUAUGUUGUGAUGAUAUCCACGGAGGGGCAAUAUGGAGCACGGGCGUUAGUUAACACUUCCCUAUUUUAUGGGCGGCAUUAUUGAAUUAUUGAGAUAAUGAAAGCAAAUCCUUUGUGGCGGUUUGCUUGUAUGUAGAGAUAAAGGGAGAUACUAACUACAUAGUACAACACAAUUAACAAGACUACUAGGUAUGAAUGAUUGCUUGAUUUUGGAGGAAAACAUUGUUAGUUGAUUCUGAUCUCAUCCAAUCCACAAACUUAUGGAUACUAGGUAUUUCGUCUCCAUACAGCCGGAGCAUUUUAGUCAAUUGUGGCGAGUGUACCAUGCCGUAGCGAGGGGCAAUUUCGUCGGCUCCCGAUGAUUUUUGAGACCAAUUUAUUAGCAGCAGGCAAAUCCGGACUUGUUGGGUAAUACAAACAAAACAAACGCCGGGAAAGAGGUAGUCAAAGUACUUACUUAGGUAAUUGUUCUUGAUAAG